Sebastes umbrosus (honeycomb rockfish) is the source of this 3990-nucleotide messenger RNA. RefSeq names its product sterile alpha and TIR motif containing 1 (gene sarm1). The record is from RefSeq and is a predicted model, not a curated record. Gene Ontology annotation, cellular component: dendrite. Gene Ontology annotation, molecular function: signaling adaptor activity; NAD+ nucleosidase activity; protein binding. The coding region runs from base 742 to 2895 and encodes 717 amino acids. The transcript has 8 exons. Gene Ontology annotation, biological process: negative regulation of MyD88-independent toll-like receptor signaling pathway; response to axon injury; signal transduction. Lineage: Eukaryota; Metazoa; Chordata; Actinopteri; Perciformes; Sebastidae.
UGUGGCUCAGAUGUUUUUCUCCUCUUCCUCCAGCAGAGGUCAUGCAGUGUUUACAGACACCUCUGAGCCAUGAUGGUGAUGCAGGGACUGAGGAGGAGGAGGAGGAGGGUGCUUCUCUUCCUGUUCAUCACCAUCUGCAUCCGGAGCCGGUGGGCGGUGCAGACCCCUGAAGAUACAGAGAACCUCCUGCGGAUGCUGACCAAAAGGAUGCGAUAGGUCGAGGAGGGUGGGAUGCUGUUGGAGAUCAAUAUUUAGUAUUUCUGCACUGAGACCAGCUGCUUUACAGUGAGUCAGAUGAAAAUACUGUAUGAGGAAAAAACACCUUCUUUGUCUCUAAAAAACACAGACAACAAUAGUCUGUUUUUCUAAUUUGCUCUCUGCUCUUUUCAGUUUGAGUUUCCUACAUGUGUGCUGAGAUUUUGCCUCUUUCUUUAAAGACGCUCGUGCAGACACAUUGUGUGUGUGAAUGCAUGAAGUCAUCUGUGGGAUAAAAGAGACAGAGCUGCAGCUGGUAAUCCGCAGACACACUGUGUUCCUGCUUAUCAGCGUUUAUGUGCUUAUACUACCAGGGAUGACACACACAGAGAGAGAGAUAGAGAGAUAGAGAGGUGAUGCAUAUUGAUGAAAGCUGUCACUUUUUGAUUUACACCUGUGAUUUAUAACUGAGGCCUUGCUUGAAGAAGAAGAGGAAGAAGAGGAAGAGGAGGCCUCUGUAAACAAACAAACACAGCAUCACUGUAGAUGCUCUUGUCUCUGACGCUCUUCCUGUGGAGGCUCUACCGAUAUCUCUCCAUCUCCAUCAUGUUCAGCUCAGAGAGACUCACGGUACCGGAGUAUGUGAGCCGGCUGCAGAGAGGCAGGAGCGGAUCCACCCCCAGCAGCUCCGACCCUAAAGCAGUCUCUCCGGGCGUGCAUGCAGACGUCCGGGCGGUGCUGGACACCUCUCUGCCGCUUCUGCGCACCGCCAUCCGGAGGCUGAAGUCCUCCACGGAGACCGGUGACUCGGAUGAGACCCGCCGGGCCAUCGCGGAGCUCUUCCAGCUGGUGGAGGAGGCCUGGGUGCUGCCGGCUGUAGGCCGUCAGGCGGCCGAGGAGAUCUGCAACAGGAUCCGGCUGGAUGGAGGCCUGGAGCUGCUGCUGCAGCUGCAGCAGACACCUGCUGUGGAGAUCACCUAUGAGUCUGCAAAACUGCUGGAGCAGAUACUCAUCUCAGAGAACAGAGAUUAUGUAGCACGUAUGGGUCUGGGGGUCGUCCUCAACCUGACUCGACAUCAGGAAGAUGCACAGCUGGCUCGCAGCGUCUCAGGGAUCCUGGAGCACAUGUUCAAACACACCGAGGAGACGUCCGUCCACCUCAUCUCCAACGGCGCCCUGGACACCCUCCUCUUCUGGUGCCGAGGGACAGAUCCCACCGUGCUGCGCCACUGUGCUGUGGCACUGGCAAACUGUGCCAUGUACGGAGGCCACCGCUGCCAGCGAUGGAUGAUCGAGAAACAGGCGGCCGAGUGGCUUUUCCCGCUGGCUUUUUCCAAAGAGGACGAACUCAUUCGAUUCCACGCAUGCCUGGCUGUGACUGUGUUGGCUGCAAACAAAGAGAUUGAGAAAGAGGUGGUGAAGUCCGGGACCUUGGAGCUGGUGGAGCCAUUCAUCGCAUCUUUGGAUCCAGACGACUUUGCCCGCAGUUUGUUGGACAGUGCAGACUGCAUGCAGGGUAAGACGGCAGCUGAUCUGCAGCAUAUGUUGCCACUACUGGAUGGCACGAGAGUGGAGGGAAAGUGCAUUGCAGCCUUUUACCUUUGCGUUGAGGCCAGCAUCAAGUCUCGUCAGCGCAACACUAAGAUAUUUCAAGAGAUCGGAGCGGUGCAGAGCCUCAAAAGAAUUGUCAUGUACUCCAGUAAUGGCACAGCCUGUUCUCUCGCCAAGCGGGCACUGAGAAUGAUGGGGGAGGAAGUGCCGAAACGCAUCCUCUCAUGUGUGCCCAACUGGAAAACCUGUGAAGUGCAGACCUGGCUGCAGCAGGUUGGCUUUAGUGCCUAUUGUGACCGAUUCCAGGAGCUCCAGGUGGAUGGAGACCUCCUGCUGAACAUCACAGACCAGGAACUGAGCGCUGAUCUGGGCAUGACUGCAGGCCUCACUCGCAAGAGGUUUCUGAGAGACUUGCGUGUGUUGAAGACUUACGCCAACUACUCCACAUGUGACCCAAACAACAUGACUGACUGGUUGGUCGAGGUGGACCCUCGUUUCCGUCAGUACACCUAUGGCCUUGUCCAGUCAGGAGUGGAUCGCCAAAACGUCCAGAGCCUGACCGACCUGCAGCUUCAGCAGGACUGCCACAUACACAACGGAGUCCACAGAGCCAAGAUACUCUUUGCUAACCGCAGGCCCUUAAAGCCGUGUCACACAGACGCCCAGCCUGCAGGGCCCGACGUGUUCAUCAGCUAUCGUCGGACCACCGGCUCCCAGCUGGCCAGUCUCCUGAAGGUGCACCUGCAGGUUCGAGGAUACAGCGUCUUCAUAGAUGUGGAGAAACUAGAGGCCGGUAAAUUCCAAGACAAACUGAUCCAGAGCGUACAGCGGGCGCGUAACUUCAUCCUGGUCCUGUCCGCCAACGCGCUCGACAAGUGCAUGGGUGACACUGACAUGAAGGACUGGGUGCAUAAGGAGAUAGUAACAGCCAUGGCUGGAAAGAAGAACAUUGUUCCUGUCACAGAUAACUUUAUGUGGCCCGACCCCAUGUCUCUGCCGGAGGACAUGAGAGCGAUUCUCAACUUCAACGGCAUCAAAUGGUCCCAUGAAUAUCAGGAGGCGUCCAUCGAGAAGAUCCUACGCUUCCUGAAAGGGCACGAAGACCAAAUGGACGGCCCAAACGCCUCCAAAGAGCAGAAAAAGAAAUAAAACUGACAUAAAACAGUUUGAUCUCAGCUAUAAUAACUUUAAAUGAUGCCAAAUUCCACAUGGCCUACGGUGAACAGGCCGGCAGCUUUCCCUGCUCUGCCCAAAUGCAUGUGAAUUUAAUUAUGUUUGGCUUACAUGCUCACACCAAGACCAAAUUUAAAUAGACCUAAUAUAUUGCAAAACGUAAAGAUUGUAUAUAAUAAACUGUAAGCCUUUAACGAUAGUACCCUCAUACUGCUGUAUACGUAUGUGUAAUCAGGUACAGUAUAUACGCCUUCUGUCUCUCAGGAAAAUAACUGUGAUAGAUCAGCCGUCAUUGGCACCUCAGCAAAAUCAUCAAUAACAAUUUAUGAAGCAUCCACUAAUCACAAAAGUUCAUCUUAAACCGUAUACUGUACAUUCAUAGAACCAAAGCAGUUAAUUCUACCGACAUAUGUGUUUUUAUGUUUGGGUUGUGAUAGAAAAGAUGCAUUGAAUUGUUAAUGAUAAGAGCAUCUACGGUGGACAUAAUCUAAGCUGGAGGCAUGAAAUAUUGUACAGAAAUAAACGAGCUACAUGCUGUAUAACUGCACCCCUAAUUUAACCAAAUACAGACUUAAGGAGUGUACAGGCAACAACAAAUACCCAUGUAGUAUUAAACGUUUCCUUCCUUCUGUAUAAUUAACUAUGAAUUGACGUAUAUGAUGAACUUCCAGUAUGAAAAAAAUGCAUCGUUGACUCCUUGAAAAUGACUCCAUCUGUGUUAAAGAGUGUCUUGUAGCCGUUACAACAUAGUGUAAUACAUUAAACUAUCAUUUAAUACUGCUGACUUGAGGUUUUAUUCAACACAAUGUUAAGCCUGAUAAGUAAUUAUUUGUCUGCUUUGCUGUUCAUAUUUCAUCCUUGUUGAGGAGUAAAGUAAAAACAGAAAGAAAUCCAGCAAUAUACAAGAUACACUGAGGCUUGUGAAAUAUAAAAGACAAAGGGGCAGAUCUACACCUGUGUAAAUCAAGAAAAUAUUAAUAAUAAUAAAUAUGGGAUGCAAAUUAACCAAAGCAGUCAUAAAGAUGUGUUGUUCACAUAUUGUUCUGUAAAAUUAUAUUAAUAUAACCUGAA